GGAGGAUAUCCUGUUCUCCCAGCCAGCCUCGCCGGGGCGCGGCUCUCCAACUCGCAGCGGUUUGUCGCCGCGUGCAGGGCGCGGAGCUGCCCUGCCCAGCCCCCAGACUGGCCCACGCCAGGUGGAGUACUUGGGGCGCUCCUUUAACAGCCCCGACCGCAGCAUGCCGGCGCCGGCGGCCAUCUUCUCGCUGGUGGCGACGAUGGUCGGCGGCGGGGUGCUUUCGCUGCCCUACGCCAUGAGCCAGUGUGGGAUCGUGCUCGGCACCCUGUCGCUGUUCCUCGCAGGCGCCGCGACAUUCUGGACGCUGGAGAUGCUGGUCGAGUGUGCCAGAAGUACGGGCCGCGACACCUUCGAGCUCGUCGGCCACGCGGCCCUCGGGGAGCCGUGCCGCAAGGCUACCAUCGCGCUGGUGUUCGCCAUAUGCUGGCUGUCCCAGGUGGCCUACUUCGUCCUGCUGGCCGACCUUCUCGUGCCGCUCGUGGACGGGACCACGACGUUGGUGACGCUGAUCCCGCGGAUGAUGACGGGUUAGGGCCUGCAGCGCGCGGCGCCCAGCCGCGCACCGGGCGGAAGGCGGCCGAGCAGGCAGCCCCCGUCGGCCUCGAGCCGCGCCCUGGGCAGGAGAGCACCUGUGGCCGUCGCUGCUGCACGGGCUUGAGUCGUCGAACGCCCAGCGAAGGGUCGUGCUGGCGGUCGCCACCUUGGUCCUGUCGCCCAUGUGCUUCAGGACAGC
This is a messenger RNA of Prorocentrum cordatum, 736 nucleotides long. Lineage: Eukaryota; Dinophyceae; Prorocentrales; Prorocentraceae. The record is from the annotation of a GenBank genome assembly.